UUAAAUUAAACCUAAAUCUGGCAUGGCCAAUUAAACCAAAAUUCCAAACGCAUGCCGCUCUGCAAACUCCAAAACCAUGGCUGAUAGUACAUCAUAUCUUCCACCGGAAAUCAUAGAAAAUAUCCUGUUGAGGUUACCGGCUAAAUCUCUUCUUCGAUUCAAAGCAGUUUCAAAAUCAUGGAAUACCGUUAUCGCCGAUCCUGUAUUCGUCCAAAAUCAUAUCCGACAAUCCAAACACUCAAACUCCGACAACCUUUUUCUAUGUCCCAACACGUAUCCUAUUCCUGUGGUUAAAUUGGGAGAUAAAAAAAUCCAAACUUUACAAAGAAUAGAAUCCCGCUAUGCCAGGUGGCCUGAACUAUGCUUUUGUGAUGGCGUGAUUCUCUUAACCGACACUACAUACAUGAGGUUUGCGUUGUGGAAUCCAUCCACUCGAACGUCGAAAAACCUUUGGCACAAGUACAGCUGUCCGGACGCAGCUUUCGGGCUUUGUCGCGAUCCAGCCACCGACGAUUUUAAGGUUGUUAUUGCUGAUUUAGACUACUACUCGGUUUAUUCUUGCUGGAACAAAUCCUGGAUCAUGUUGAAAAAAAAAUACGAUACUAAAUACACCGGUUUAGGUGUAAAAAUCGGUAAUAAUAACAUGGGAGUCUGCGUUGACGGGGCUAGCUAUUGGCUUUGGAGUAACGACAACGCCACGCAAAUAGAAUUAGUGUAUUUUGAUCCGAGAGAUGACGAGUUCAAGAAUUUGCACAUGCCGGAAAAUAUUGCCGAUGCCAACCAAAAAUUUACGUAUGCGGUCGAAUUGAAGGGAUGCUUGUGCGUGUAUUACAAUGGUAUGGACGAGUCCAGGAUUCAAAUUUGGACAAAGGAAAAGGGCAUCGAUGGUCAUUCUUGGAAGGUGUUGAUAACUGUUGAAAAUGUGGGGAUGUCAAUUUGGGCUUUUCAGCCACUAUGUUUCGUCGGAGAUAAGAUUGUAGUUUGGAAAAGAGGUCUUCUUCGUCGUGUAUUACUAGUCUACAUCCCUUCUGAGAAGAGGUUUGAAGAAUUUGAAAAGAACACUGUUGGGAUAUUUGACUAUCCAAUUCCGUAUAUAGAUAGCAUUUUCUUCCCCACUGAGAAACCGAGACCUAAGACGAAGAGGGAGAGGAAGUUUUUGCAAUAGGUUGAUUAAUAACGUUUUU
Erythranthe guttata (spotted monkey flower) is the source of this 1184-nucleotide messenger RNA. RefSeq names its product F-box/kelch-repeat protein At3g06240. Gene Ontology annotation, molecular function: protein binding. Lineage: Eukaryota; Viridiplantae; Streptophyta; Magnoliopsida; Lamiales; Phrymaceae. The record is from RefSeq and is a predicted model, not a curated record.